AAGAUUAGGAUGCUUGAGUUUCAACUUCCAAAGCGGCUGCAAGUCAAACCCGUGCUCACAUGGUCAUGGGCAGACAAAAUCCUACACAUAAUAACACUAUCAAUCUUCUUCUUUUUGUCCAUAGAAUAAUCUGGUGGAGUUUCAGAGAGUAUUUUGUGAGUAAUGAUGAAUGAAUUUAGCUCAAUGCCCACUUGCUGUGUGGAGACUGAGUCAAACUUUUUACAGAUAUAUGUUGAAGUAUGUGUUUGUCAGUGUAUGAAUAGCCAUUGUCUGUGAAGGGUGGGUGUAUUCUGGGAGGAAAUCUUGCUUGAAAGCUAUCCAAGGUAAGAACGCUGAGGGUUCUUGGACAAUCAAAUGAUGCAAUAUUGCUUUUGAUUUGUUGGUUGUCAGAUGAUUUUAGCUGGAGUUGAGUUUCUUGAUUUCUGGCUUUUUCUGGAAUUGGGUUUGAGUGGCUGAGGUUGUAAUAAGGGAGCCUCUUGAAUGUCAAAGUACUUUGAUACACUGUGAUUGUGUUUUUGUAGUAUUCAUUGUAUAGGAGGUUGAUGCUGCUGUCACAUGUCAAGGGUUCUUGAUGAGAUCAGCAGUUAAUGCGGAAUCUUGGUUUCACUUAAUUGGUUAUUGUUUUGAGCUUGAAAUUGUCAAGAUUUUAUUGGGGUUGUGAUUGUUAGUCGUUUUGUGUUGUUUCUUGAAAGUUUCCAUUUGUGACUAUUGCAAUUUUUGAUGAUUUUGAGUUGGGAUAAAGUUCUCAUCAACUCAAGCAUUUGCUUUGGUCUUCACUGUAAGAUCUCUCACUUCUCUAGUUCAAUGCAGAAGUAGCAGCUCUUGAUGUAAUUCUUGGGAUUUUAAUAAAAUCAUAGAUCAUUUUCAACUUGACAAGGUCAAAGAUGGUUAACAGUUUUUAGAUGUGGGUAGGCAGCUUAUAAUAGAAAGGUUUUGGAUUUUGAUAGAAACCGUAUCAAAAUCUCGUGUCAAAUGUUGUGAUUUUGAGUUGGGAAGAUACUUGUUCUGCUGCUAGUCCAUAUUCUUGAGAUCGACUAUGGACGCUCUGCAAGUUAUUUCAUCUGCAACUCAGAUAGUUUCAAGUAUGGUAAUGGCAAUUGGGGCACUAGAGCAAGCUUCCAGAGACCUUGAUGAUGCUCCAACGAGGAUUCGAAGCCUAGAGCAAUUUGUCUAUGAGCUUGAGAGCUUGGCACGUCGUAUUAAGCAAAAGCAUGUGUACAAGCUUCAUGAUCCCCAGUUAGACCAUCAGAUACAAAGCUUAAAUGCACUAGUUGAUCGUCUGCAUCCAAACAUCAUGAAGGCAAGACGGGUUGUGUCGAGAAGCAAAGUCAAGAACUUUGCUAAGAUCAUCUGGAACUCUGUAAUUGGGGAUCCACUUGGGAAGAUUUUGAGCUCAAUGAAGCACGAUUUGAAUUGGUGGCUUGAAUCUCAGAUAUUAACCGAGCAAGUUGAGAAUGUAAUUGAAGCGACUGCAAGAAACAUCCCAAUCAGAUUGAAAGUCAGCUCGGACCAGGGUUACCCUAUUUCCAGUAAGUGUGCGUAUGUGAGAAACUUACUUGACGGAGGUAGCCCUCGUCGUGUAAUUCUAAUUGUUGGGCUGUCUGGUAUUGGGAAGUCAUGUUUAGCUCGUCAAGUGGCUUCUGAUCUCCCUCCAAACUUUGUGGAUGGAGCAGUUGAACUUGGGUUUGGGCAAUAUUGCAGUAGGACUGCUUGUCAUGGUGAUAAGGAGGAAUACCAGAGGCGAUUGGCAAGAAAACUUUGUAAAUUUCUGGUGCAGAUUGGUUUCUGGAAGAAAAUAAAUGACGAGAGUUGUAGAGAUCUUGGGUACGUCAGUUGCAUGCUUCAAGAAGCAUUGUAUGGAAAGCGCAUCUUAAUACUUCUCGAAGAUGUGUGGGAACAAGACAUCGUUGAACGAUUUGCUAAGUUAUAUGACAAUGAUUGUAGAUAUUUGGUAACAACUAGGAAUGAAUCUGUCUAUGAGAUUACAGAAGCUGACAAGGUGGAGUUGGGGAAAGAUGACAUACGAGAAAUAAGCAAGACUGUUCUCCUUUAUCAUAGCCUCCUUAGAGAGGAUGAACUACCAGAAGUGGCUGAGACGUUGCUCGAACGAUGUGGUCACCAUCCUCUGACGGUUGCUGUGAUGGGUAAGGCUCUCAGGAAAGAACUAAGACCAGAAAAAUGGGAGAAGGCCAUUGAGAACCUAUCAACAUAUGCUACAUGUGCACCUGGUCCAAUCUCAUAUGUAAAUGAGAAAGAAGCCGAAAAUACAGUUACCAUUUUUGGGUCUCUGGAGUUCAGUCUGGAAGCAAUGCCUACCGACUCGAAACGACUCUUCACUGCUCUAGCUGCCCUUUCAUGGGUGGAACCUAUUCCAGAAACUUGUCUAGAAGCAGUUUGGUCAGUUCUUGGGCAGGAAAGUUUGUUCUCUCUCACAGUUUGUAAGCUUAUUGAAGGCUCGUUGCUGAGAAAAGAUGACCCUGAUUCCUUGUACCAAAUUCACGAUAUGGUUUCUCUUUACCUAGACAGCAAGACAAAUGAUUCGGUAAGAAUGUUACUGACCGAUUCCAGCUCCGAAGGAAACGCAUUUAUCAGUCCGUGGCUUUUCAUUUUUGGUAAGGAAUCAGUUAAAAGAGUUUCCCAGCAGAAAAUCGAUCUUUCUCUUACUCAUUUACAAGAAAAGCAAGCAGUGAUUACUUUGGAAGCCAUUACUCAGGCCCUUGAAGUCGGCAUAUUGAUUUCUGAAUUCGAAGCCAGCCGAGUAGGUUUCUGUAAGAUGCUCGGACCCAAGAUUGCAAGUAUCAUAUUAGAUGGAUCAGAGGAUCUUGUUUCAGUUUCUGCAAUAUCAAUCACAAAUUUAUUUACCAAAGCUGAUUAUUCUGAAUACAUCUUGUCUCUUGAAAAUAUGGGAGCAGUCGAUAAACUUGCAUUUAUUAUGGAAACGUGUGAAGAUCCUUUGAUUCAGACCAGUAUCUUAACCCUCCUGGCCAACCUUGCAGAGUUUGGAACUCAAAGCACCACUGAUGAAAUUCUCCAAAGACUUCCCAUGAGUCGGCUGGCAUAUCUGCUCUCUCCCGUCGCUGAGGAGUGGCACGACAGUGUUUUUUCAACGUUGAUGUCUUUAACCAAAGCCGGCAAGUCAAAAGCUGUUGAGAAGAUGUAUUCUUUUGAGAUCGACAAAAGCCUUAUUCAACUACUCGAGACGGGCUCUGACGUUGCUCAAAACAAUGCCAUUAUCUUACUGAAAACUUUUUAUGAGCUCGGAGGUCCUGCCAAUGGCUCUCUUCGACCAGGUACUCUAAACUUAUUGCCAUGGCAAGCUAGACUUCGUCUAGAAAAGUUCGUAGUAUCUGAUCUGAAUUCAUUACCUUCACCAAAACCACAAAGUCUCCAAGAUCUGAUUGACAAGUUGUUUCAUGAGGACGGCAAGCUGGUAUUAGGAGCUAUGCAAGAUCUAAUACCAAUAAUCGAGAAGGUUGAUGAGCUGAAAAUCAGAGACAUGAUUCUUCGAAGCCCACUUGUCAAAAGACUCUCAGAACUCCUCAAACACGGACAAACAGAUCAGAAAGAAGUGAAAUCUGAAUCUGCAUUUCUACUCAUGAAGCUGGCUUGCUCAGGCGGGGAACCCUGCAUUAAGAAGUUCCUGGAAUUUGAUAUUGUUUUCGAGCUUGUCAAGAUGAUGCAGUGCACGGUAACUGAGUUGCAAGAUUCAGCUUACACAGCGCUACACAACAUGCUCUUCAGCAACGGUGGAGUUCUUGUUUUGAACGAACUCCUCCAGGCCGGUCUUGUGGACAGAUUGAUUCAUUCGAUAGAGAGCAAAUUACUUAAGACGAGAGAAGUAAGCAUGUAUUGUGUCCUGGAUAUCGUCGAGGUGGGAAACAAAACAUGCAUAGAAAGAAUGUUCUCGUUGCAAGUGGUGGAGAAGCUUGUAACUAUCGAGAGGGUUACAGGGGGCACAGGUGAACAUGUAGUUGGGCUUCUUAAGGGAAUAAGCAAGUGCAAGAACCUCACUGCCGCAGAGCGUAAGGUGAUGAAGCAACAAGUUGUUAAGAAGGUGAGGGCAGCUAUCAAGGGCCACAAAUUAGAAGCUCAAAUUUUAGCAGCCGUUGACGCGUUUAUGUCCGGGGGAUCGAAAGGUGCCAGCGGAAGUGGGAAUAGGAAGAGAAAAUGAUAAGUUGCUUCAUUCUUUCCAAUGAUAUUAUUUCGAGCAAUAUGUGACGCACUUCUCCCUAAUAAGGUAGGCCUGUCAAUGGGCAGGGUUUUACGUUUUGAUCUUAUAAAAAUAUUACACGAUA
This is a messenger RNA of Sesamum indicum (sesame), 4295 nucleotides long. RefSeq lists its product as uncharacterized. NCBI's taxonomy places the organism in Eukaryota, Viridiplantae, Streptophyta, Magnoliopsida, Lamiales, Pedaliaceae. Gene Ontology annotation, molecular function: ADP binding. The record is from RefSeq and is a predicted model, not a curated record.